GCACCGGAAAUGCACCAAUCACAACUUCCACCCAUGUGUGCGGCAGAAGCAGGGUGAGAAGACACUUACCACUUAGAAUCCCAGGAUUUUACAUCAAAUGAAUCACGAGGCAACAUCCCACGUUUGAGAGUUUUUUUAGUGGACGUGGUUGUUUCGUAGGAGCCAUGGCGGAGGUGGUGCAGCGUCGGAUAGAGGAGCGCAUCCCUGAACUGGAGCAGCUGGAGAGAGUGGGGCUUUUCACCAAGAAAGAAGUCAAGUCAAUAAUUAAAAGGGCAACAGCCUUGGAAUAUAAGCUCCACAGGCUGAUCGUAAACAAAGAGGACUUCAUUGCCUACAUCCAGUAUGAAAUUAACGUUUUGGAGCUUAUCAAGAAGAGGAGAGUUCAUAUUCGCUACAAUUUCAAAAGAGAAGAAAUAGAGUUUCCCAUCAUCAGUCGAAUCAACAGUAUUUUCAAAAGAGCAACAAAUAAAUGGAAGGAUGAUGUGCAGUUGUGGCUGUCACAUGUGGCUUUCUGUAAGAAGUGGGCAACUAAAUCUCGAACCAGCAAAGUGUUUUCAGCCAUGCUCGCGAUCCACCCCGACAAACCAGCGCUGUGGAUCAUGGCUGCCAAAAGUGAGCUGGAGGAUCGUGACUCUUCAGAAAGUGCCAGACAUCUCUUCCUUCGGGCACUGCGCUUUCACCCCAACAACAAGAAGGUGUAUCAAGAGUACUUCCGCAUGGAGCUGUUGCACUGUGAGAAGCUGAGGAAGCAGAAGGAGGAGCUGGAAAAAGCCAAGAUCGAUUUGGGCGAUUAUGAGUUCUCUCCUGAAAUCCUGAAUGGGAAACUGGCUGAAGUUGUGUACAAAAACUCCACAGGAAAGAUUAAAGAGGCAGAGUUUGUCAUCUCACUUCUAAAUAUUGCAGCGAUUUUUGAUUUCACUAAAGAACUCCAGGACUCCAUUUUGCAAGACUUACAGACUAAUUACACUGGUGACUGUGUGACCUGGGAUUUCAUGGCAAAGAGAGAGUUAGAAGCUCCUGGGGCCGGGGAGGAACUUCAGUCUGCGAAAGGACGAGCCUCAGACGUAAACCGGAGAGAAGAACGCUGCUGCCAAGUCUAUGAGGAAGGAGUGAAGACUCUAAACACGGAGCCCAUGUGGACUUGUUAUGUGUCGUUCUGCUUGGAAAGACAAAAAAGGAAAACCAAUGUCCAGGAACUGAAAGAAAAGAGGCAAGAGAGACUGAUGGAUGUACUGCAGCGCGCCCAUGACAGUCAAGUGUUAAAAGAAAAUUACUACAAAAACUGGCUGCAGAUACUACUUUCAAACGGAGACGCCGAGGGAGCGGCCAGUGUUGCCAUGGCAGCAACACGGCAGUUUAGCCAGUCCGUGCCGACGUGGAGCUUGAGUCUUCAGAAACUCAUGCAGAUCGGGAGUAAGAAUGUGGACGCGCUUUUCCAGGAGGCGCUCACAAAGGUUAAUCCUAAGGACAGUCUUCCUCUGUGGCAGCUGCAGGUUCAGUGGAGUUUGUCCAAUCACGACGCUGAAGAGACCGAGGCUGUUUUCAAGCGUGGCCUUUUGUCUCCUGUCCCGACUGUUGCCAUGGAAAUGAAGGACGGCUUCCUCGAUUGGUCUUACUCCUCUGGGGGCUAUAAGAAAGCAAAGAAAACCUUUACCAGCUUACAAGAAAUCCGCCCUUUGUCCAAAAACUUCUUCACCAAAAUGAUUGAAAUAGAGAAAGAACAAGAAAUGCCAAAAAUAAACAACUUAAGAGACUAUUUUGAGAGAGCCCUGCAGGAGUUUGGCACCUCGGACGACGAUCUCUGGCUGCAGUACAUCCAGGAGGAGCUGGGACCACUGGGGCAGCCGGAAAACUGCUCCAAAAUCCACUGGAGAGCCAUGAAGUUCCUGGAGGGAGAAAGUGUGGAACGAUUCACCUCAAAGUACACGCUCCUACAGACCGGACACUUGUAACAGACGCUCGAGAACAAGGAUCAGAGUAACUUUACAGAGCUUAAGUUCACAUGAAUAUUUCUGUUUUUACUUUUGGACAAAUGUUCAGAGCUGCUGCUUUUGAACCGCAGCUUUUGCAUCUUAACAGUUUCAUCUAUUUUAAUAUGUUGUUUUGCUAAUAUGGAAGAAAUAAAUGAAUUCACAGCCAUGU
Molecule: messenger RNA, 2142 nt
Organism: Periophthalmus magnuspinnatus
Lineage: Eukaryota; Metazoa; Chordata; Actinopteri; Gobiiformes; Gobiidae
Gene: utp6
Product: UTP6 small subunit processome component
Exons: 19
Coding region: 165-1952 (595 amino acids)
Biological process (GO): maturation of SSU-rRNA from tricistronic rRNA transcript (SSU-rRNA, 5.8S rRNA, LSU-rRNA)
Cellular component (GO): Pwp2p-containing subcomplex of 90S preribosome; small-subunit processome
Molecular function (GO): protein binding; snoRNA binding
Source: RefSeq, a predicted model, not a curated record